AAAAUCCCCCCCUUUGGUUCAAUUCCAACACCACAAUUUCCACAUUAAUUUACCUUCAUCUUUCUCUCAGCUUCACCUUCACCUUCACCUUCCGAAUUGUAUCAAACCUCAAAAAAUGGAUCAUCAAAACAAACACGUAGCAGUCUUUGCUUUCCCCUUUGGCAGCCACCUUAUGCCUCUCUUAAACCUUGUCCUCAAACUAGCUCAUUCCCUUCCAAACUGUUCAUUCUCUUUCAUUGGCACACACAAAUCCAAUGCAAUCCUUUUCCCAAAACCCCACAUCCCAAAUAACAUCAAGGCCUAUAGCAUAAGUGAUGGAAUCCCAGAGGGUCACGUCCUAGGCAAAAACCCAACUGAAAAAUUGAAUCUUUUUCUCCAAACUGGUCCUGAGAACCUUCACAAAGGUAUAGAAUUAGCGGAAGCAGAGACAAAGAAGAGAGUCACAUGCAUCAUUGCAGAUGCUUUAGUAACCUCUUCUCUCCUAGUGGCUCAGACCCUCAAUGUUCCUUGGAUUGCACUUUGGCUUCCCAAUUCAUGCUCACUCUCUCUCUAUUUCUACACUGACUUGAUUCGCCAGCACUGUGCAAGCCGUGCUGGGAACAAAACCUUGGAUUUCAUUCCAGGGCUGUCGAAGUUGCGUGUUGAAGACAUGCCACAGGAUCUGCUUGAUGUUGGAGAAAAAGAAACAGUUUUUUCAAGGGAACUAAAUUCGCUAGGUAAGGUGCUACCUCAAGCUAAGGUAGUAGUUAUGAAUUUCUUUGAGGAAUUGGAACCACCUUUGUUUGUUCAAGACAUGAGAAACAAGUUGCAGUCUUUGCUUUAUGUUGUUCCACUUCCUUCCACGUUGUUGCCACCAUCUGACACAGAUUCAAGUGGUUGCUUGUCAUGGUUGGGUAUGAAGAACUCUAAAUCGGUGGCUUAUGUUUGCUUUGGGACUGUGGUGGCACCACCUCCACAUGAGCUUGUGGCAGUGGCAGAGGCAUUGGAAGAAAGUGGCUUUCCUUUUCUGUGGUCUCUGAAGGAAGGUCUAAUGAGUCUUUUGCCAAAUGGGUUUGUUGAGAGGACCAAGAAGCGUGGGAAAAUAGUGUCUUGGGCUCCACAAACCCAUGUUUUGGCUCAUGAUUCUGUAGGAGUUUUUGUGACUCACUGUGGAGCUAACUCUGUGAUUGAGAGUGUUUCCAGUGGUGUUCCUAUGAUCUGCAGGCCAUUCUUUGGAGAUCAAGGGGUGGCUGCAAGAGUGAUAGAAGAUGUUUGGGAGAUUGGGAUGAUGAUAGAAGGUAAGAUGUUCACCAAAAAUGGAUUGGUGAAGAGCUUGAAUUUGAUUCUGGUGCAUGAAGAAGGGAAGAAGAUUAGAGACAAUGCUCUUAGGGUGAAGAAGACUGUGGAAGAUGCAGGUAGGCCUGAAGGGCAAGCAACACAAGAUUUCAACACUCUGGUGGAAGUAAUUUCUAGAUCUUAAUAGCACUUCUUUGUUUGCAUGGGUUAUUUUAUUUCAAAACUAUUAAAAUGAUGUAUAACUUGAAUAGAUUCUCGGGUUAGUUGUGUUUGUAGUUAACUUUAUGCUUUUUGUUUUGUUUGUGAAUUAGUUCCCCGACAAGAUCCUAAAAUAAGUCGGCGAUUUGUAUCGAGCAAAGAAAUAUUAUAAGCAAAAAAAUAUCUAAUUUAUCAAGUUUAAUAAAAAUUAGUUAAAUCA
This is a messenger RNA of Glycine soja, 1693 nucleotides long. Its product is annotated as anthocyanidin 3-O-glucosyltransferase 7-like. The coding region runs from base 116 to 1459 and encodes 447 amino acids. The transcript has a single exon. Lineage: Eukaryota; Viridiplantae; Streptophyta; Magnoliopsida; Fabales; Fabaceae. Gene Ontology annotation, molecular function: UDP-glycosyltransferase activity. The record is from RefSeq and is a predicted model, not a curated record.